AUGAAGUCUAAUGAUGCUGACAAGGAAGGAUUGGAACCAGCAAUUACCAUGCAAAACAAAUUUGUUGUUUUGAUCAAUGAAGAAGAGAUGACAGAAGGAGAAAGGGCAGAAAUUGUGGUUAAAAGUAAUGAUAUAAUGGAGAGAGUGGAGGAGAAGGAUAUAGAAGACAACACAGUUGAUGUUCAGGACUGUGGUGAUCAAGUCAAAGAGAAUGGUUGUGCUGAUGACAAGGUGAAGUCUCAAGACGAAGAACAAGCUAUGAUGAAAGAGUUGGUGCAUAUUGAUUCAGCUGAAGUUGAAAAAGUAUCAUCCCCUUCUAAAUGGGGUGAUAGAGUGGAAGAUGAAUUAGAGAAGGGAGAAGUGGAAGAAAGAGCAUUGUAUGAGGAGGUUAUCCAUAGUCUAUUGAAGGAAAACAUUGAUGAUAAUGUGAUUAAAGAUGGAGAAGAUCCAGGUCAUGAGCUAUCUCCUAAUGUCGAGAAUACAGAUAUAUCAAAGAUGUUGUCACCAAAUAAGGGGAGGGAAGUGGAAAAGGAAGCAGUAAUCAAUGAAGAGGAUCAAGGCAGUAACAAAAAGGGAAAUAAAAAAUCAGCUGGUAUUGUUACUAAUAAGAGUCAGAAAGAAAAGUGGUCAGUGAGGACUCAAAAGGCUUUUCAAAGAAUUCAAAUGCUUCAUAGACAUCAUAAAUUUUUCCUUGUGGCUCUUAUGAAACCAUUCCAGCAUGUUAGGCACCUGCAGUUUUAUAGGAGAAGAUUGAGAAUGAGUCAGGCUGGAGCUAAUUGUAAUGGAAAGAUCUGGUUUUUUGUAGCAAACAAUAUAGAGGUGGAAGUUCUUUCAGAUAGUGAGCAACAUAUUUCUCUAAAAUUGCUCUUUCAAGAUACUGGUAAAACUUUGGUUACUACCUUAGUUUAUGCCAAAUGUAGUGAAGUGGAGAGGUUGCAACUAUGGGAUAACAUUUAUAAUUUGGCAAAUGGUAUGUCACUUCCUUGGAUGAUAGGGGGAGACUUCAAUGUGGUGUUGAAUGAGAAAGAGAAAAUUGGAGGGAUACCUGUUUUUGCUCAAGAUAUUGAAGAUUUUGCUUUUUGUAUCAACUCUUGUGAAUUGGACGAAAUUCAGUUUAAGGGCAGCCCUUUCACUUGGUGGAAUGGGAGAGCAUCUAAUGACUGUAUCUUUGAAAGAUUAGAUAGAAUGCUGUUCUGGGUGGAACAUGAAUCAUUCCUUGACACAGUUCAGCAGAAUUUGCUUACUUGGAUGCAUGAAGACCCUUUUAUCAGUUUCAAGCUGAAGUCGAAGCAUAUGAAAUGGGUGUUAUCUCAAUGGAGUAGAGCUACUUAUGGUGAUAUCUUCAAGCAACUAAUCAUCAGGGAGGAAAUAGUUAGAAUUAAGGAGAAUUUGUUUGAAGAAUGUCCUAGUAGUGGGAACAGAAGUGUGCUUCAACAAUCCCAAGCUGACUCAAACAGUACUUACACUAUGAGAAGGAAUAUUGGAGACAAAAGUCAGAGAAUUCAGGAUCUUGAUGGCAACUGGUUAGAUAAUGAAGAGGAAAUAGCAAAUGAAGUAGUAAAGUUUUAUCACAAGUUGUUUACUCAGGAGGAAAUGGGCCAUACAAAUGAGGAUAUUCUACAACAUAUUCCAUGCUUGCUGGAUCAGGAGAGUAAUGAAAUGUUAUGUAAGGUUCCUUCUAAUGAGGAAGUGAAAGCAGCUAUGUUCAACCUCAGUGGUUCUAGUGCCAGUGGACCAGAUGGCUUCUCAGGUUUAUUCUAUCAAGUUUGUUGGCCUAUUGUAGAAGCAGAUGUGAUCAGGAUAGUGCUUGCCUUUUUCCAAGGUGUUACUCUUCCAAAGUCAAUCACACAUACUAAUGUGGUCCUAAUUCCUGAGAAAGAGAUGGUACAAAGUUAUUCAGAUUUAAGGCCAAUAAGUCUGAGUAACUUCAUUAAUAAAGUCUUAUCCAGAGUUCUGCAUGACAGGUUAGAGAAGGUCCUUCCUGCUCUAAUCUCUCCUCAUCAGUCUGGUUUUGUUAAGGGUAGGAGUAUAAUUGAAAAUGUUUUACUCACACAAGAAAUUGUCACAGAUAUUAGAAAGAGGGGAAAACCAGCUAAUGUGGUCCUAAAGCUAGAUAUGGCAAAGGCAUGUGAUAGAAUUUCCUGGAGUUUUUUGACAAAAGUGCUAAAUCAAAUGGGAUUUUCAGAAGGGUUCAUUGAUAAGAUAUGGAGACUGAUAACAAACAAUUGUUUGUAUGUGGGGUAUGGAUUGCCUAAAUGGAGUGCCAACAUCAAUCAUCUUGCAUAUGCAGACGAUACCAUAAUAUUUGCAUUUGCUGAGAGGAAUUCCUUAAAGAUGAUCAUGGAUAUUCUUAGAGACUAUGAAGCUAUAUUUGAUCAACUGAUUAGUAUUGAAAAAAGUGCCUUCUACAUGUAG
Lycium barbarum (goji berry) is the source of this 2415-nucleotide messenger RNA. RefSeq lists its product as uncharacterized. The transcript is spliced from 6 exons. Bases 1 to 2415 code for a protein of 804 amino acids. The record is from RefSeq and is a predicted model, not a curated record. Lineage: Eukaryota; Viridiplantae; Streptophyta; Magnoliopsida; Solanales; Solanaceae.